AUGAAAGGAAACAUCGAGGAACGUCGAUCUUUGAGGACGAGGAAAGAGACGGAUGGAGAGGGGAUUGUUUGUUGGCCACCAGAGAGGGUUCACAAGAGCGACACUGGUGACAUGUGUUCGAAAAACAGACAUUCAAAUCAGGUUCCGGUUCUCCCCCGCGAAGGACAAAAUGUGGUAAUGGUGAACAUCGAAAUUUACGCGUUUGUAAAUCCCGACUCGGGCAAUCAAUCGGCGUGUGCAUUCGGUAACUUUCACGAUGAUAAAUACCACGAGCAUCGCGGGAACGAGAUCGAAUUACUUUUGGGCCGUUCCUUCCUUGGCCUGAGAUUGAAUGAUGCUCAAUGUAUGCCAUCAAGUAUCACAAUCCAAAAUGGCAAUUCCUCCUAG
Acaulospora colombiana is the source of this 387-nucleotide messenger RNA. The record is from the annotation of a GenBank genome assembly. NCBI's taxonomy places the organism in Eukaryota, Fungi, Glomeromycota, Glomeromycetes, Diversisporales, Acaulosporaceae.